Messenger RNA from Paralichthys olivaceus (Japanese flounder), 1106 nucleotides. NCBI's taxonomy places the organism in Eukaryota, Metazoa, Chordata, Actinopteri, Pleuronectiformes, Paralichthyidae. The record is from RefSeq and is a predicted model, not a curated record.
CCUGGGAAGCAGCUGAAGGUUCAGAUCAAAGACUUCACAGCUCGUGUUCAGCGAAACACACACAGACGUUGUUGUUGUGAUUGUCAGCGUCACAUUCAAAGGUGUGAAGUCUGCAGGCACCAUGUCGGACUCUGAGGACGUGGAUCAGUACGAGGACGAGGAAGCCCAGGAGGAGGUAGUAGAAGUAGAAGUAGCCCCUGAGGCGGAGGCCCAGGUAGAAGCAGAGCCAGAGGUAGAGGCUGAACCAGAACCAGAACCAGAGCCAGAGGAGGUGGUGCAGCAGGUGGUUCAUGAGGAGGAAGAGGAGAAGCCAAAGUUCAAACCUUCUGCUCCGAAGAUCCCCGAUGGCGAGAAAGUGGACUUUGACGACAUCCAGAAGAAACGUCAAAACAAAGACCUGGUUGAGCUGCAGUCGCUGAUCGACGCUCACUUCGAGUGCAGGAAGAAAGAAGAAGAAGAACUCAUUGCUCUCAAAGAACGAAUCGAGAAGCGUCGAGCUGAGCGAGCCGAGCAGCAGAGGAUUCGUAGUGACCGAGAUAAAGAGCGACAGGCCAGACGGGAGGCUGAGCGGCAGAGGAAGGAGGAGGCCGACGCCCAGAGGAAGGCUGAGGAUGACGCUAAGAAGAAGAUCGCACUGAGCAACAUGGGGUCGGGCUACAGCAGCCACCUGCAGAGAAUCGACCAGAAGAGAGGCAAGAAGCAGACCGAGAGAGAAAAGAAGAAGAAGAUAAUGGCAGAAAGAUGCAAACCACUGAGCAUCGAAAACCUCAGUGAGGACAAGCUGAGGGACAAGGCGAAGGAGCUGUGGGAGUGGCUUCACAGCCUGGAGGCCAUUAAAUACGACCACUGUGAGAAACUGAAGAGACAGAGAUACGAGGUCAUCUCUCUCAGAAACCGAAUCGACGAGCUGCAAAAACACAGCAAGAAGGGCGCCGCCUCGCGCCGCAGGAAGUGAGCGGCUCCCCGCCGCGUUCCGUCAGCUACAGGAGCGACUCAAACAUCAGCAACACCUGCAGCAACAAUGGGACGCCUCAUCGCCUGUGUUUGUUUGAGUCAAAGUGUUUUCUGGAUGAAUUUAGCUCCAAUAAAGACAUUUUAAAAAUGUU